Molecule: messenger RNA, 4876 nt
Organism: Plectropomus leopardus (leopard coralgrouper)
Lineage: Eukaryota; Metazoa; Chordata; Actinopteri; Perciformes; Serranidae
Gene: ptpn9b
Product: protein tyrosine phosphatase non-receptor type 9b
Biological process (GO): protein dephosphorylation
Molecular function (GO): protein tyrosine phosphatase activity
Source: RefSeq, a predicted model, not a curated record
CCCGCUGCGACGUUGCGGAGGCUUCAAGAUGGCGGAAGCCCUGACAACUCAGGAGCAGCUGGCUGUGGAGGAGUUCCUGGGUGAGGUGCGUAGCAGGGAGCAGCCUCACAGCGCUGGGCUCGUGUCCCAACCAACAGCUGUAAAGUUUCUUAUGGCCCGCAAGUUUGACGUCUCCAGAGCCAUCGACCUCUUCCAAGCAUACAAGAACACAAGAAUCAAAGAGGGCAUCAUCAAUAUCAACCCUGACGAGGAGCCCCUCCGCUCUGAGCUGCUGAGUGGCAAAUUCACAGUCCUGCCCGGUCGUGAUGCAAAGGGUGCCGCUCUAGCACUCUUCACUGCUCGUCUCCAUCGGCCAGAUGUCACUACCCACAAAGCUGUGCUGCAGGCCAUCAUCUAUCAGCUGGACAAAGCCAUAGAGAAUCCACAAACUCAAAGAGACGGACUCAUAUUUAUCUACGACAUGACCAACUCCAGCUAUGGCAACUUUGACUAUGAGCUCUGUGUCAAGAUCCUCAAUUUGCUCAAGGGGGCGUUUCCGGCUCGACUAAAAUGUGUCUUCAUCGUGUCGUCGCCUCUUUGGUUUCGAGCACCUUUCGCGGUCCUCCGCUUAUUUGUGCGCGAAAAGCUGAGAGAACGGGUGUGCACAGUGAAAGCUCAUGAGUUGGCCAGUCACAUCCCAGUCUCCUCCCUCCCCGAACACCUGGGUGGGACGUCCCAGUAUAGCCACGUGGCUUGGAUCCAGUCCUGUGUUAACACACACACAAACACUGUUCAGGGUGACACACAAGAACACGACACACACGACUGUGUGGGCAGCCUGCUGCGCUCCUACAGCUUAGAGUGCAGCAACACAAGCGCAGGCGCUACACUGUCCCACACCCACAUAAACACACAGUUAGGUUCCGAGCUAGCCGUGGCUAACUCAAACUGCUAUGACGAUAGCAAUGCUAACCCACACAAUCACUGCGGUGUCGGGGAUGGCAGGACUCGAGGCCAAGGACAGUACCAGCAGAGCCCACAGUCUGCAAACAGGCUGCAGGGUAACCACCAACACUGGAACGGCUCAGCAGUGAGCGGGGCCAACGUGGCCGUGAGCGGCUCGAGCCCCAACGCUAACAUGAAUGGCCGUGGCCGCCAAGCCCCUCCCCAGUCAGACACGCCCCCUGACACACCGCUUUCCCACAAAGGCGACGGAGAUGCAGUGGAUGGAAAGGCCACAGACUCUCAGAAUGACGAUGUAAAAGAGGAGGAUGAGGACGAUGGUGAGGGAGAGGACGGGGUGCCUCCGCUGCCUCAGAAAUCUUUGCCCCGCCCCCCUCACCAUCCUUCCUCCCAGUCCCCACCCCUGUCUUCAUCAUGGGGUCCUGAUGAUGAGGACAGCUGCAUGGAGGUUUCUGUUCACAUGCCAGAGCAGGGAGGCAUGACGGUGCACGAUCUGGUGGAAUACGUGAAGAGAAAGAAGAAGAAGGGGAUUUACCAGGAGUACGAGGAGAUCCGGAAGGAGCCUCCAGCGGGCACCUUUGACUACUCCAAAAAACUGUCCAAUCAGAUAAAGAACAGGUACAGUGAUGUUCUCUGCCUGGACCAGUCACGGGUGCGGCUCUGCCAGCUCUGUGAUGACGAGGACGAGACAUCAGAUUACAUUAAUGCCAGUUUCAUGGACGGGUACAAGAGGAGCAACGCCUACAUAGCAACUCAGGGUCCUCUGCCAAAAACUUUUGGUGACUUCUGGCGCAUGGUGUGGGAACAGAUGGUACUUAUCAUUGUCAUGACCACCAGGGUGGUGGAGCGAGGGCGAGUCAAGUGCGGUCAAUACUGGCCUCUUGAGGAGGGCAGGACUGAGCAGCACGGAUACUUCUUGGUCAGGAACACACACAUCCAGGUGUUUCAGGACUUCAAACUCUCCCAUCUUGAACUUUAUAACACACAGUCCGGAGAGAAACGGGAGGUGUGUCACUACCUCUAUGUGAGCUGGCCGGAUUUCGGGGUACCCAAAAGUGCUUCUGCUAUGUUGGACUUCCGUGAGCAUGUACUUCAGAGGAGGGAGGCUGCAGUUCGGAGCCUGGGCUCCAGUUGGACGGGGCCUCCAGGGGGCCCCCCUGUGGUUGUGCACUGCAGUGCCGGCAUUGGCCGCACAGGCACGUUCUGUACACUGGACAUCUGCCUCUCCCGGCUGGAGGACAUCGCCACAGUAGACAUCCGUCAGACGGUGCGGCGGAUGCGUACGCAGAGGGCUUUCAGCAUCCAGACCUGGGACCAGUACUACUUCUGCUACACCGCAGUCAUCGAGUACGCCCAGCGCCAUGGGAAACUGAGCCCGGUUCAGUGGUCCGACUCGGACCUAGAGACCGACAGCGAGUGAGGGACACACAGAGGGAGAGAAAAAACAAACGGGAUAACUAACCUAAGCCGAAGGAAGGAAAGACGUUUCAGAGCAGAGGAGGGAGAAGACUCUUCUGCCAUAACAGAGAAGAGACAAAGGAUGGAGAUGUUGUUUUGGCUCUUGAUGUAAUGACACAGACUCCCACAGCUGCUCCUCCUUCACACGAAAGGAUCGACGGGAGGAGGUGAAGAGCCGGAGGAGAAAAAAAAAUACAGGGAGUGGAGACUGUGCAUCGUGAUUGAGCAAGCUGUCCUGCCAAUUUCCGAGCCCCCCUUUUUAUUUAGCAAAUUUAUGGGGGGACUCGGCCUGCCCUGAACCUGUCUUGUUGACAAGAGAGUUGUACGAGUUGUAGCAUUUUUUUAUAUUGACUUGCACAUGAGGAAUGACAAACUUGAACUUUCCCCCCUCGAAGCCCUCCAAACCCCAGUCUCUGUUCCUUUUUUUUAAAAUUAUUUCUUGUUUCUUUUCAACCCUGAACAAAUCUGUGAUCACAGAUGGAGGGGAUGAAAAGGUGAAACUUGAAAAUCUUUUUUUUUUUGAGAGAGAGAGGAAAUGGCUGAACAUGAGCAAAUGGUCGUAAGUGAAAGUAUUAGCGUAUGAGCCAUUUAGUCCAUUGUCAUUAUUUUUUUCCCUUUAUUUCCCAUGUCCUUUUUUUCUAUGGUGCAUUUUCUACGUGUGUUUCAUAUUUGUGCAUAUGUAGACUAACUUUUCAAAGCCAAAGUUCCCUGAAUGCUUGGAUGUACUCCUUACUGAGAUAUUAUAGACUGAAGCCCGUGUAUAUUCUUGUAACAUACAUUUAUACAUUAUUGUGCAUAAUAACAACCUCUGAAAGAAGUGCAAAAAAAGAAAAAAAUACCUAGUUUAAUAUAAUUGACUUAACCGCGAGAAGAAAUAUCUAUGUAGCGAGCCAGGCUAUGACAAGAUAUAGAAAAGAGUUCUGGUAUUGAAACUGAUAUCAUUUUUUUUGCAAAUCUGCGCGAUUUGUCAGGUCUAACAUCAUCAUUACUGUCGGAGCGUUCUGAUAAGUAAUUUGGCCUUAACUUGAUUCACUGCCUCGUCGUUCUCAGACCUAAACCAUACCUGAAACUGUAAACUUUGAUUUCACCUUUUGUCCCCCCCCCCCUUUUUUUUUUUUUUUUUUGAAUACCACAACUGUUGUGUUUGUCGAGGCACGUUCAGCCUCGAAUAAUUGUGCCUUCAAGUUUUUCCUUAGCUUAUUGUCUCGCUAGUGUAGUAAUAACACCCAAACUAGUGCACUUGAAUAGUACACGUCGACUAUGUGUCACACAGGACACCCACAUUUUGCCUAAUACAGUCCUGUACAUAGUUAACACUACUUCAGAAUAACACAAGAGUAGUGAGUGAUCUGGGACUAAGCUCUGGUUUGAGACAUGGCUAUUCUUUUAUCAUUUGACCUCAGGGGGUAAUUCUAGUGUUUUUUGCCUAGUGUCAAAGAUCCGUUUCUGGGUUUGCCUCUGGUAAGUUAUCAUUUAAGAAAGAAACUAUAUCAACUUUAUUUUGUAUUUUUUACUGUAUUGUAUCCUACUAUAUUUAUGUCUUUGUAAAACCUCUACAAUAUUGAAAUCAGUGAAUGUUGGUACGAUGCUACGAAGAAGAAGAACAACACAAAAACCAGUUAUUGCAUUUGAUAAGCUGAACAAAUCAGAUGGGGAGUGAGAUAUAUUUUUUUGUUUUUCACGAUGAAAACUUGGUGGAAAAAUGUCACUUGCCAUCGUAUUUUCAGAACUGACUUGUAUAAAUGGUGAUUGUUCGAUUCCAGGACAAUAACGGGGAAGGGGGUUAUUGAAUAUGUUUUAGACAGCUUAUUGUUAAAACUCAGUAACAAUUACAUUAAUGUCUUGUACUGUCUGGUACCCAAUGCCAAGGACAAAGCAAAAAAGAGCUAUCAAGAAAAAAAAAUGCAAAAAAGACAAGUGGCUGCCAUUUUUUUGUUCACAAAACCCCAGCUUGGUGUCUAUGAGUAAAAAAAUAAAAUAUAUAUAUAUAUCUAUAUAUUUAGAAUGGGUUUAUCAGCAUGGAAAGCGAGCCUUGAAUGUUUUCGGGGUAAUGGUGUCCGAGCAAUUUAGUCAGGACAGACAUGGAUAUUGUUGGUGAAUGUGGACCCUGCAUCCCUCAAUGCCAAAGGCCCAGGCUCACCCUAAAGAGUUAUUUCCUACGACACAUCCUCAACAGCCUACUAAGCAUGGACCUACCAGUGCAGCCUUGCAUCCACGGACACAGAAAGACUUGGGAGCACCUCGGGAACAUUACUAAUGUACAGACACAAAAUGGGAGAAAUGAAAUGUGUCUUGGUCCCCAUGCUACUUUUUUAAUUUUGUUGUAUGAGAAACAGAGAAUGCAACGUGCAUUUGUCAUUGGUGUUCAUUUAAUGUUUCUUUCUGUGCUUUAAGUUCUCGUGAUUGAAUUAUGGCCUUUUACAUGCUGUCAGCCCGGCUGUUCCAUUAAAGCAACGGUAUUACUAUCUUGAACGAG